UUCAAAAUUACACUUACAACAAUCGUGCCGCUCUCAUCGUCCACAGCAACAGCGGAAUCGCCAUGUCAGUGGUGGAAGAAGAAGAAGAAGAAGUGUUGAUCGGUGCGAUCGAUCAAGGCACAACCAGCACACGCUUCAUCAUCUACGACCGCUCCGCGCGCGUAAUUGCCUCGCACCAAGUCGAAGUCAAGCAAUUCUAUCCCCAAUCAGGAUGGGUGGAGCACGAUCCUAUGGAGAUUCUCGAAAGCGUGAGAACAUGUAUUGCGAAGGCUGUAGAGAAGUCCGUCGGUAAAGGAUUGAAAGCAAUUGGCGUGACGAAUCAGAGAGAAACCACUGUAGUAUGGAGCAGAUCCACAGGCUUACCACUCUACAACGCGAUUGUUUGGAUGGACGUCCGUACCAGUUCCAUCUGCAGAAAACUGGAGAAGGAAUUACCAGGAGGAAGAACACAUUUUACAGAACAAUGCGGAUUGCCAAUAAGCACCUACUUCAGUGCACUGAAGCUACUAUGGUUGUUCGAAAAUGUCGAAAGAGUAACGGAAGCAGUGAACAAUGGAGACGCCAUGUUCGGCACCAUCGACACUUGGCUAAUCUGGAACAUGACAGGUGGCAAAGAACACGGCCUACACGUCACGGAUGUGUCGAAUGCAUCAAGAACAAUGCUACUAAACAUCAAGAAACUUGAAUGGGACGAAACCAUCCUCAACACCCUCAAGAUCCCUCCACAAAUCCUUCCAAAGAUUGUAAGCAACGCCGAGGUUAUAGGAAUCAUUGCGCGAGAUUGGCCUCUUCCCGGGGUCCCAAUCUCCGGUUGUCUCGGCGAUCAGCACGCAGCCAUGGUGGGACAGGGGUGUCGAAAAGGGGAAGCCAAGAGCACUUACGGGACAGGGGCUUUUAUUCUUUUGAACACGGGCGAUGAACUGGUCAAGUCGAAGCACGGUUUGCUGACCACUUUGGCGUAUAAGCUCGGGCCUAAAGCAUCUCCCAACUACGCUCUAGAAGGUUCCAUUGCCAUAGCCGGUGCAGCUGUGCAGUGGCUGAGGGACGGGUUGGGUAUGAUUGAGAGCGCGGGGGAGAUGGAAGAGUUGGCGGGGCAGGUGGAGUCGAGUGGUGGAGCUUAUUUUGUGCCGGCUUUUAAUGGCCUUUUUGCUCCAUGGUGGCGCGACGAUGCUAGAGGGGUGUUUGUCGGCAUCACGAGGGCAACAACGAAAUGCCACAUUGCUCGAGCCGUGCUCGAGAGCAUGUGUUUUCAGGUUAAAGAUGUGUUGAAUGCGAUGCAUAAGGAUGUCGAUGGAAUUGUCAAUUAUAAGGAGGAGUUUCUACUUAAAGUCGACGGAGGAGCAACCGCCAACAAUCUUCUCAUGCAAAUUCAGGCGGACUUCUUGGGCAAUGCGGUGGUCCGGCCAGCGGAUGCAGAGACGACAGCGCUCGGAGCAGCUUAUGCGGCUGGAUUAGCAAUCGGCGUAUGGACAGAAGACGACAUAUUUUCAUCGCCGGAGAGGGGUGCGACGGCUACCGAUUUUCAUCCAAGAAUGGAAGAAGAGGUGAGGAAGAAGAAGAUGGAAUCAUGGUGCAAAGCUGUUACCAAAAGUUUCGACUUAGCUGAUCUCUCCCUUUAAGUAAACACAAGAAAGAAAUUAAAACACACAUCAGGUUUGCAGUAAUCUUACAAUCCCACCUUUUUCUUGUGUCUUUUAUAGUUUUAUACUAUUGUAUUUGUAAUUUUGUAAGUUACGAUUUUAUACAUAUUUAUUUCACGUAGUGUUGACAAUUCUUUGUAAAUUAAAAGACAAGACACGAUGUUAUCAUAGACAAUACAUUAUAUAUGUUAAUAUAAUGUAAGGAAACACUGUCAACACACCAUGUAUGUUAGUGUGACAUAAAGAUUUAUAC
Messenger RNA from Andrographis paniculata, 1893 nucleotides. Its product is annotated as glycerol kinase-like. The transcript is spliced from 4 exons. Gene Ontology annotation, cellular component: mitochondrion. Gene Ontology annotation, biological process: triglyceride metabolic process; glycerol metabolic process; glycerol-3-phosphate biosynthetic process. The record is from RefSeq and is a predicted model, not a curated record. Lineage: Eukaryota; Viridiplantae; Streptophyta; Magnoliopsida; Lamiales; Acanthaceae. Gene Ontology annotation, molecular function: glycerol kinase activity. Bases 63 to 1619 code for a protein of 518 amino acids.